Spirodela intermedia is the source of this 3848-nucleotide messenger RNA. Lineage: Eukaryota; Viridiplantae; Streptophyta; Magnoliopsida; Alismatales; Araceae. The record is from the annotation of a GenBank genome assembly.
AUGAAAAGAUCCCACCGCCUCGUCACCGGCGUUCCCCUGCAGAGGAAAUGCCUUCUCCUCUUCUCGCUCAUCGCUCCGGUCCUCAUCCUGUCGCUCGUUCUCGCUGCCGCCCUCGGCCAAUCAAGGCUCCUUUUGUCGCGCGAAUCGUCUUAUUCUGCGGCGGGGCAGCUCCCCAGGUAUCUGCCGAAGCUGGCGUACUUGAUCUCCGGCACCCGUGGGGAGGGGGCAAGGCUCCGUCGCCUGCUCCAGGCUGUGUACCACCCGAGCAAUUUCUACGUCGUCCACAUCGCCGCAUCGCCGGAUGAGUGGGCGGAUCUGUGGCAGUACGUGGCGUUGGAACCCGUCUUUCGAGCGCACGACAACGUCCUAGUAAUGGCCGCCGACACGGUCAGCGAGAAGGGGCCGACGGUAGUGGCUUUCACCUUGCACGCGGUCGCAAUCCUGCUGAGGAAAUCCGAGAACUGGGACUGGUUCAUCAAUCUGAAUGCCGCAGAUUAUCCUCUCAUGCCUCAAGAUGGCAAUAUUUCUUUCCCUUCUCUCUGUGCCAUACUCUUUUUUGGAAUAUCCUGUGAAAUGUCGGUGGAGACUUCUUUUUUUUUCUAGUUUCAGUCAGUCAACACAUAAUCCUUAUCAUCAUGUAUCUUCUACGCAUCCACACAUUUAGAUAGCAGAGAAUUUUUGUCGGUGAUUUCAGUCAUGGAGCUUUCCAAAAAUUAGGGAACUUGUUGGCAUUAGUACGAUCAAACAAAGGUUUUGGAUCUCUCCAACUGGUGAAGAACUUAAUGCGUCCGAACAUAUCUGCAGUAAUAAACAGUUUUUUUUCGAUUGUUUCAAGAUACAUCUUCAUUAACUGGUUAUCUUUUUUUCUAUUAAAUGUAGAUGAAAGAGAAGUCUUUAAUCUUUAUUUUCUGUUCAAUUCAUGACAUCCUUGCAAUUGAAUAUAGCCGCAUGAAGGUGUCGAUAAUAAUCUCAACCAGAGGCAUAGUCUGGCAAUAAUAAUUCAUACUUCUUUCUUUUAUCCAUGUUAGGCAAUUUCUGUACAUCUUUGGUGGCUCUCUGACGUUUCUCACUUCUGUACGUUCUCUUUACUGCAGAUCUUAUCCAUAUUUUCUCCUACCUUCCCAGGGAUCUGAAUUUCAUUGGGCACACGAGUAAAAUUGGGUGGAAAGAGUGAGCAUGGCAUUUCUACUUUCUCUUAGGAUGUAGUUUUUAUACUUUGCAUUAUCUGAACAUUUGGCGACUCUUGUUUCUUUUUCCAUGCAUGAAGGUUUGAAAGGGUGAGGCCCGUCAUUGUCGAUCCAGCCUUGUAUGAUUCAAACAAAACGGAGGUGUUUUGGGCUAAAGAGAAAAGAAGUGUGCCUUCUUCUUUCAAAUUGUUUGUAGGUAUGGCUUCAUGAUUAGCUUUUGAUCUUUUGUAGUAUUGAUUGCAUGCCAAAAUCAUCAUAAAUAUUUAUACUGUUUCUAGGCAAUCUGUGGGAUUAGAACAAUGGUUCUAAAAUCAACAUUAAAUGUUCCUCAUGAGAGAUUAAAUAAAUCAGCAGGUACCAUUUUUCCCGUUAUUCAAAGAGAUGGAUAAAAUGCUUUGAAGAGAUUUCGUUUUUGUGGAGUAAAUAUAAAAUGUUGGUGGUGCGGAAUCUUCCUAGGCUUGUACAAAACGCUAUUUUUCUCUUGUUCCAUUUGCUUUAAGUUUGGGUUUUCUGACCGAUGUUAUUAGUUUGAAAUCCAGAAUAAAGAUAUUUGGGUAGCUCGAUAUUUUUCGGUUUUGACUCUUUUGUGUUUGGUAAGCAGCAUGAUAAGAACUCCGUGUUCGCAGUAGGUGAGAACACUUAAUAAUUUUCUUAAUGCCUAAUUUAGUGAAGAGAGUAUUCCUAUGUUGUUAGCAUGAAUAUUUGUACUUGAAUUUUAAUUCUAUAUAACCUUGGGAUUGUGUUUGUCUAUAAAUGGUAAUAUGUUGCAGAAAUCAUUUUCGACCUGUUUCAACAAUAGUUUCAAAGAACGUCUGUAAGCAAUCAUAAGUUCAUCUCUUCCAAUUCUUUGGUUGAAAAUGUUUUCUUUUUUUUCUGGAUUUGAGGAGGCAUUAUGGAGCAUACAAUGACGUCUUCUUUCUCAAUAUCUUUAAGUAGUUGUCUCUGCAUCUUUGUGAAUGCUCUUGCCCACAGAGUUUUGAAACUGGUUUUAAACUCUGUCGUGGGGUUUGUGCUUGGGGUGGUGGGUAACCCCAAAAAGAUAUUAUCCUCGGGCACUUAUCUCUUGAGUUUAGUGAUGCCAGUAGUCAGCGGCGGACCAUUCGUUCUCUUUCUUCCUCAGAUUCUUUUCAUUUAUCAUUUUUUCCCUCCCCAUGCUGCCAACUGUGACAACAUGAUGUUCUUAUGUUCUGCAAUGUGGAACACUCUGAUUACCUGCCCAUUUUUGCCAUCCUUGGUUUUUUCACAUGGAGAGAGAGGCUGGACGUGUGUUCUUCAUGGCUUCACUAUGAGUUAUCAGAUCCAGAAAGCGGCUAUUUGUGUCUUUUGGCUUGAUCUUGAUCCUAGGCAGUUGAUCUUGGAAACAGAUGGGUUUUGGGUACAUUAGUAGCUGGGGCUUUCUGACUGUCAGAGACUGGAUCUCUUGCCACUUAUUAGCAUCUGAGGGUAUUGAAAACUAGGAAAGAAGGGAUCUUUACCCCCCCCCCCCUUUUCCUGGUUGUUCUAUGUCAUUACAUUCCCAUAUCUUCACUCCCUCUCUUCUCCUUGUCCCCAACCAACCUGAAACCUUUAGGCCCAGUAGAUGCCACAGACUCUGUUGAACCUUGCUCAUCUCCAAAACUGUCAUUUCACCUUCUGUCCUGGCUUGUACUGCAGAUGAAGAUUUAAUAAAGUGCUUUAUUGUGUGAUUUUGGUUCAUAUAAUGCUCAUCGUAUGAUUGAUCUUCCAAAGGUUUUUGGGUAUUUUUCCUGUUUUUCUCGUGAAUAAUGAAAAGAAUUUGCCCAGUAAGUGAAUGCCAUAUCCAUCUUUGCACUCAGGUAUUCCUCUUUCUCUCGCUGAAUGCCAUAGACAUGCGUGUAUCUUGUGACGUAGAAUGCUUUAUGAAUGCGUUGACUUGACUCUCUGGUAGUUACUUGGGUAAGAAAUCCCGUCCAUCUUAAUUGACCGAAUACUCUGCAUUCAGCUCGCUCUAGCAUAAUCCCGCUAGGAUUUAUCCAGAUUCAUGAGGCAGAAAACGAGAAAAUAUGGUAAAUUCCCAGUUAUGGAUGGCCUCGUGAAUAAAUCAGACACUGCAACUUUGGUCAAACUUAUAUGCCAGUAACUUAUAAAUCAGUCUUCUGUGAUUUGGUCUCAGGGCCGCCCUGGAUGGUGUUGACUCGCUCUUUCCUAGAGUUCUGCAUCUGGGGCUGGGAUAAUCUCCCGCGAACCCUUCUGCUGUACUACACCAACUUCUUGUCAUCUUCGGAGAGCUACUUCCACACCGUCAUCUGCAAUUCCCAGGAGUUCCAGAACACGACCGUCAACCACGGACUGAGGUUCAUGUCGUGGGGAAAUCCGCCCCAGCACCAGCCCCUCCCGUUGGGGUUGCACCAUUUCGACCUCAUGGUGGAAAGCGGGGCGCCCUUCGCCCACAAGCUCCUCCCAGACGACGCCCUCCUGGACAGGAUCGACCGCCAGCUUCUGAGACAAGCCGACGGCCGUUUCACGCCAGGCGGCUGGUACCGGAACGGCUCCACCGUAGGGGUCCGCCGCCGCGGCCGCGGCCGCAGCCGGGGAGUUCGCUAUCAACCCAUCCUCCGGCCCACGGUGGGCUCGGCCCGGCUGGAGAGGUUACUGGUGAAGCUGCUCGAUCCCGAACAGUUCAGGGCCCAGCAAUGUGAGUAA